AUGAAAGAGUUAGAGGAUAAAAUUUCAAGUUUAGAAAAAAUCAAAGAUGAAAACUCAAUUGAAACAAGUUUUCUAAGAUCUUACAUGACAGAUUUAAUUAAUGAAGUUAAUAAAUUUAGACCUAAAAAUACAACAGAUUCUAAAAUCCUGAAAUAUUUAUCGAUGAGAAACACUCAUAUGCAUAAUAAUCCACCUAAUAUCGAUACAUUAUUAGAAUUAGAAAAGAAAAGAAAAGAACGAGAGGAGCGAGAACAACAACAGCAGCAAUUUCAUGAAGAAGAGCAGAAGCAAGAGCAAGUAUCUCAUGAAAAAAAUUCCCAUCUCAGUGAUACAAAUACAACCAAUAAUACUAAUACUAAUCAGCUACCAGCGAAUCAAGUUCCAUCUCCGAAUGAAUCGUCAGGGUCUAGCAUUGUAUCAAAUACUUCGUCACCAAUAAUAAACAAGACUAAUGCAUCCAAUUUUAAGAUUGAUUCAUUUAACUCUCCAAUUUCUGUUCCAAUAAGUACGACGAAUAAUAAUUCAUCAUUCUCUAACAAAUAUGAUAUAAACCAAGUAAAUGAUUCUAAUAAUGUCCCUAUCGAUGGCGGUGGAACCGAUUCUCAUGCUGUUGGCACGAAUAUACCUAACAAGAAUUGGAUGGAUAAUGUAUUUGAAAAUAAUAUAGCUGAAGGAUUACCACCGUUCUUGAACAACGAUGAUCCUGAAAAAAUAGCUAAUAUGAACAACCAUACUGAUACCAAUAAUAAUCUGCUCACGACUGGUAAUCUAUUAGAUAACUCAUUAAUGUUUUCUAAUGACUUUAAUUUCAAUAAUCAAUUUGAUGAACAUGUCACAAAUUUAUUAGCUGACUCGCUUUCACGAUUCCCAUCAGAUGGCAAUCAUCAUGAUUCAAAUAUAAUAUCAAAAUCUAAUUCUUCUCUGACAAGUCCUGCUCAAUCAUUAAUGCUAACUAAUACAUGGGAUACUAAUAAUUCGCCUUCGUUGGAUGGUAUUGAUACUGAUAAUAAUAUCUAUGUGAAUGAUGACUCUAAUAAAGAUACUGCUUCAAUCAUGAAUGUACGUCCAAUUAUUGAUUCAACUUUAGCAUUCCCAAGCACUAUGACUGAGAAUGAUUUAUUUGCUCAAAGAUAUGGUACUAUGCAAUCAUCUUCAUCUUCUUUAUCCGAAUCCGCAAUGCAAUUAGGCGAUGAUAAAAAAUGUACAUGUAAUGAUCAAUGUAAUAGUGAUGAUGAAGAGAUAGAGUGUGAAUUAUUAUCAAGAAAUUUAUUAAAUGAUGAAUCUAUGAAAUCCAUCAUCAAGGAAAAGCAAACGCGUCCUUCUAAUGUGGCUCCUUCUUGUUGCAAUGGUGGUUACGGUAACAGAUUUGCUAAAUGCUCUAAAAUAUGGGAACGAAUAAAUAAUAAAAUGAAUAUCGAAACAAAUUCAGGGCCACGCUUUAAAGACAGUGAUAUCGAUGAUUUAUGCAAUGAAUUGAUGACAAAGGCAAGGUGUUCUACAAAUGGAUCCAUAGUGAUUAAGACAGGAGAUAUCAAGCAAUCAUUAAUGAAGCAUUUCUAG
This is a messenger RNA of Naumovozyma dairenensis CBS 421, 1560 nucleotides long. RefSeq names its product Cad1p (gene CAD1). The transcript has a single exon. Lineage: Eukaryota; Fungi; Ascomycota; Saccharomycetes; Saccharomycetales; Saccharomycetaceae. The record is from RefSeq and is a predicted model, not a curated record. The coding region runs from base 1 to 1560 and encodes 519 amino acids.